Guillardia theta CCMP2712 is the source of this 1728-nucleotide messenger RNA. RefSeq lists its product as hypothetical. The coding region runs from base 1 to 1728 and encodes 575 amino acids. The transcript is spliced from 2 exons. Lineage: Eukaryota; Cryptophyceae; Pyrenomonadales; Geminigeraceae. The record is from RefSeq and is a predicted model, not a curated record.
AUGGCUGUUCGGGCAGUUGCGGCGGAAGUGGUUCGGGACCUUGCAGCACUCGAGAGACGGACAUGUGGUGAUGCCUCGGGAACGGGACCAUGCAGCGAUCGAGCGACAGGAUCCUGCGGAUGUUGCGACCAGGGAUACUUCUGGGGCUGCAAAGGGUCAUGUGGGGGAACAACCUACUCUGUAAGCGUGUUCGAGGCCUUGGUAGGCAAUGUACAAGUCAACCUGAUACUUUUCGGUAUUGAAUACGCUGCAAAUCCAAGGUAUCUCGCGCAGAUCGACAUCAUCAAGACUUCGUACUCGUUGACCUCUGCCGUUACGUCAGAUCAAGAUUUGAUGCAGUCGUUAACCCUUGAAGUGCUGAGAACAGCUUCUGGCUUCAUCCCACCUCCGUAUGGAAUAGCAAUUCGAGUUGCCUGGGGUGCCUAUGAUUUUAUUACAACGUAUGAAGAGACUGGAAAUGUCUGGGAAGCUUCACUCACAGCAAUAUCCAAUAAUCUUGAGGUAGGUGAUGUUAAGUACGUCGGAAAUCUUCUCGCAAAUGCUGCUAAAGCUUCGAACAAGCUGAAUCGGAGAGCGCAACUAUCCACAAGGAGCAUCAAUGGGAACCACUCAAAUCCCGAGCUGCGAACAGAACAGCCUCUAAUGGUCAAGGUUACUUUCUUUGUGAAUGUUACUGAUGAAGCUCAUCUUACCAAUGUUCUCAAUAAUGUUGGUGAAGAAAAGUUUUUCGCCGAAAGUGCGCUGGACCCAGUAACUUACGGCUUCUGGGAUGAUACUCAGACGUUGACCGUCGGAUGUCUGUUCCAGCAGUGCAAUCCUCAGAUACUUGUGGAGCCGUCAUCAAGUAUCUUGCUAAAUGUGAACUUCAAUUACGCGGCUGCUUCCAGUGCGCUUACUACCACCAAGAGAGACACAAUUAGAACAGUGCUGGCCAACACGGCUGGGCCCCUGUCCUUACAGAGCCAUGUGACUAUCACAAGCGAAACUAGCACGUCCUCGUCCUCCACUGAUAUGAGGGUCGCGAUCAGCAUGAAGAGCAAACUGUACGCCACAAAAGCAGCCGCUAGGAUGACUGCAUCAAAUCUCAACUCGGAGGCUGUCAAGGCAGCGUUAGGGACCGACUUGUUCUCGUCGAUUACUGCUACCACGUCAUUUUCCAACUUCACUGUUACACCGCUUCAGGUUCCUGAGCAAACCACCACCACCACCACCACGACAAGCAGGGUAACCACUACAACUUCCGCAGUUGAAACAACUCCUGCCCCUCUCAAUUCGGGAUCGUCCACAGAAACAAAUCCAGCAAGUGAUAAGGGGAACACGAGCUCAUCGACUCCUAGUGGCAGCAGUCAGAACACGAGCUCAACGACUCCUAGUGGCAGCAGUCAGAACACGGGCUCAUCGACUCCUAGUGGCAGCAGUCAGAACAUGGGCUCAUCGACUCCUAGUGGCAGCAGUCAGAACAUGGGCUCAUCGACUCCUAGUGGCAGCACUCAGAACACAAACUCAGGUGAUAUAAAGAAGACAGAUAGCAGUUCUCCGCUUAUCAUCGUCGUUGUCGUGGCCAGUACAUUUUCUGCCCUGAGUAUUUCAGUGAUUGCUGUGGUGUACAUCCGGAAACAGAGAGUGAAGAAGAUAGCGACAGUCAACAAGGAUUCUGAUUCACAAGCUGCCUCAGUGCCCGACAUUCCGACUGCAGUGACCGUAGUUUCUUGUCUGGAGGAGGAUUAG